AUGAAACAUCGGUAUAAUGUCUUGGCAACUAGGUAUGCUCUUCGUUCUGCUACUCUACCUGAGGAUAGUCUUGUGGUGGUUCUUCGUGAUGCUCUGUCGUACACUCGACUGGAUCGGUACAUCUGUGAAAACAGUUUGUAUAGAUCUCUGCCUGACCCUGUCCCUUCAUUUGCUGGUCUCAAGGCUCACUUUUCUGACUUCUGGCAGGAUCAGGUGGAUCAACAACUAGCUGCAGCUACUACUACUGGUAAACAUGUUCUGCUUCGUGCGUGCCGUCCUUCUGUCUCUCGCCCUGAUCCCAUACUGUACUUACCUAUUGGUCGAUCUGCUCGUAGUCGUUUGGUUCGUUGGCGUCUUGGUCGUUUUGCAAACAUGCGUGAGGAAUGUCCCUGCAUGGAUGGAUCUUUCAUCUCUCGAAAUCACUUCCCUCAAAGUCGUGCUUUGGAUCGUGAUCUGUGGGAUGCUCUGCCUGCUGCUCCUCCUGGUGUACAUGUCAUUGACAAUGCCCUGAACAUGCUGCCUAUAAGUGGUUCUGCUGGUCCUCCAGUAUACUGGUCUGCGUUACUAUCUUUGCUUCAUGCAAUCGACUGUCUGGUCUACCCUUUGGCUACUAUCGCUCCUGAUCCUGAUCCCGGAUCAUUGUGGUUCUAUCCUCCCUCUCAUGGCUAA
Messenger RNA from Mucor velutinosus, 669 nucleotides. RefSeq lists its product as uncharacterized. The record is from RefSeq and is a predicted model, not a curated record. Bases 1 to 669 code for a protein of 222 amino acids. The transcript has a single exon. Lineage: Eukaryota; Fungi; Mucoromycota; Mucoromycetes; Mucorales; Mucoraceae.